AUGGACAAUGUAAGAAGUGUAAAAGAUGGUGGAUCACAUAGGAAGAGUGGUCGAAGUCCUACUAAAAGAUUUGAUUUUCCUUUUCAAUUACAUGAGAUGCUACAAGGAAACAAUAGAGAAAGGGUUCAGGAAAUUAUAGAAGUUGUGGACGAAACACCAAAAAAAGGAACUCAACAAGAAAGAGUUCAAAAGGUUGAUCACAAUUUGGACAAAGAGACUAUUGCAAAGAAAAUGGAGAUAGACAAACUCUCGCAACCAAAAGUAAUGAAAGAUCAUGCACAUGGUGACAAAGAAGUUGUACAAGAAACACCAAAGAAAAGAACUCAAGUGAAAGCUACAGUGAAUAGAGAAAGAAUUCAAAAGGUUGAUGGAAAAUUGGACAACCACAUUGCUAUGAAGAAAGCAGAGAGACCUAAGCUUUUGCAACCACAAGAUAAGGAAGUUUUUGCACAUGGAAACAAAGAAGUUUCACAAGGAAUGCUGAAAAAAAGAAUUCAUGAGAAUCUACUAGAGAACAAUAGAGAUAAAAUUCAAAAGGUGGAAAAACCAGUUGCAAGGAGAAUACUUAUUUCUUCCAAAAAUAAGAAACCAGAGAAAUCAACUCUAUCUUUUGACACAAUGAUGUCAAAAGCUGAAUGCUCUAAAAAGCUAAACAGGGUGCCAAAAUGCCCAUCAAUGUUGAUUGAUGAUUAUGUAGAUCUUCACAAGUCAAAGGAAAUGGAUGCAACCAAGUCAAACAAUGGAGAAAAACCGGGCAGCAGUGUUAACCGUAGCUCUAAUCAAAAUCAGCCAAAAAAAGGAACUCGACAAGAAAGUGUUCAAAAUCGGGCAGAAGUCAACGAAGAAGAUGCAAUCACAAAUAGAGUAGAAGAAAAAGAAACAUCCCAAAGAAAAACUCGUGGGAAAACUUUGUGCAAAAAGAUUCAUACAAGAACUUUGGAAGAGCGAGUAGAAGUGACCAUUAAUGAGGAUUUUCAGCCAAUUGGUCCUAGUGAAAAAGUAGUAUCUGACUUGAGCCUCUUCUUGGGAACAUUGGCUAGGAACUCAACAUUUUGUCCUCUACGUUACACUAAUUGGUCAGGAAUGCCAGAUGAUAAUAAAAACCGUUUCUGGAGAUAUACUAAUCGGAAGUUUAUCUUGCCGGUUGAAGCACGAGAUUGGAUUGAGACCACUGUUAGAGAGGCAUGGAGAAGAUAUAAACACAAAAUUAAGAAGAAUCAUUUUUUGAAGUAUUCCAACAUGACCGAGAGACUCACAAAUCAUCCGCCAAACGUGUCAAUAGCCCAGUUUAAGAGUCUUUGUGCUUAUUGGAGUAAGGAAACUAUACAAGCAAUCAGUGAAAAUAACACUAGAAAUAGAGCUCAACUAAAGUGGAUGCAUCGAAUGGGUCCCAAAAACUUUGCUUUGACUCGUGAAAAAGUGCGUGAAAAGGAAAAAAGAGAGUCCACUCAAUCAGAAAUGUUUGUUGAAACUCGAAAAGGAAAUAAAGGAAAGGAACUGGAUGUAGAAACUGGAAAAGUAAUUUCCCAACUUCAAGAAAUGGUUGAAAAGGAGGAAAGUGAUACAGAAGCUUUUAAAGUUGUUUUUGGAAAGGAGUGUCCAGGCAGGGUACGCUGUUAUGGGAGAAACAUAACUAAAACUUCCUUAAAUAGAAAGCAAUGUAUCAAUGAAGAUGUUGAAAAGGACGAUAUAAAUGAUGAAAUUCAAGAGGACAACAUAAAUGAUAAAAUUCAAGAGGACGACCUAAAUGAUAAAAUUCAAGAGGACGAUGUAGAUGACGAAUUUCAAGAGGACGACAUAGAUCUAGAUGAUGAAUUUUAA
Molecule: messenger RNA, 1821 nt
Organism: Vicia faba (fava bean)
Lineage: Eukaryota; Viridiplantae; Streptophyta; Magnoliopsida; Fabales; Fabaceae
Source: the annotation of a GenBank genome assembly